AUGGCAACAGGAAACAAAUCCAAUUUAUGUUCAGUCUGCAAUAAAUUGGCAGCCAUCCGCUUUUGUAUGGGAUGUAAUACAUACUUUUGCCCAAAGGAUUUCAGAGAACAUGAAAAGCAAUUAGCAAUUAAAUUCGAUGAUGAAGUAGUUAGAUCUCAUGAUUUACUUUUGGAUCAAAUAGAAAAGUUAGAAAAAUCAAAUUAUUUAUCCUCGGAUCUUUUUGCUCAAAUCGAACAAUGGAAAGAAACAACAAUUAACAAAGUUGAAAAAGCAGCAGAAAAGGCACAUCAUGAACUUUCCGAGUUAAUCGAUCAACAACGAAUAGAAAUAACAAAACAACUUGAAUCAAUCGCAAAGGAAAUUUGUUCACGUCGGGAAGAAGAAAUUUUUAUUGAAAAUGAUAUAGAUCAACUUAAACAAGAAAUUGAUAAAAUUAAACAAGAAGUUGAAAAAUUCAUUCAUACAGAUAAAAAUCAAAGCAUCAUUGUUGAAAAUAAUCGAAUCGAUUGGAAUCGAUUAAUAUGCAUCCGGGAAAUUCAAAAAGAACAAGAAACUCAAGAACAACAAAGAAACUGUGAGUAUUUUCAACAUUAA
This is a messenger RNA of Rotaria sp. Silwood2, 594 nucleotides long. The record is from the annotation of a GenBank genome assembly. NCBI's taxonomy places the organism in Eukaryota, Metazoa, Rotifera, Eurotatoria, Philodinida, Philodinidae.